AUAGAGUUAGGUGGCAUUUCUUAGAUUUUAUAUAAACGUGGCACUUUUUUUUUUUACAAAUGCCUACCAUCUUGUUUGAACUUGAAAAUAAAGAGUUUCAGAUUUGAGUUUAGUGAUGUACUUAUACAAAAAGAUUUUUUACCUUUUAGCUAUUACAAUACAUAUCUAAAAUAUAGAAACAAAUCUAAUUUAACUUAAUUUUUUAUGAAAAACACAAUUCACAAUGUUUUAGGAUGAAACCUAGACUAUACGUGAACGUGGAUUUCUUUUCAUUUUUGUAAACCAUUUUCAAGUUUUUUUGUAUGUUCUUCGUGAUUUUGUCUGCCACCUAACUUAUAAACCACAUGAAUAAAUCGAGUUAACUAAUGUUAGGUGGCACCAUCUUCUCUUAUGAUUCUUUUUUCUUCUUCUUUUGUUAGGAAAACUUUCUCAGGUUAAUUAAUAUUCUCUCAUUCGGGGAAUCCUUCACAAAUCCAGUUUUUUUUUUUGUUAACUUAGUUUUUAUGAAAAAUCUGCUUUGAUUUCAUUGAGCUUAGCUUAUAUAGCACAUGAGUUGGUAGAUAAAAAAAAUGUUUAGUUGACCAAAUGCAUGUCGACCAGACCGGUCCAAAUCUUAUCUAAGGUUCGAAAAUCAUAUCUUAAAAAUGUUUAAGAUCAUUUUCACUUUCUUUAAAAAAUGAAAAAUAGAAUUAACCAAUCAUACAUGUUAGCUAACAACUAAAUGCAUUCAAUUUUAGCAAAAAAAAAAAACUAAAUGCAUACACAAGCAAAGAAGCAACUAUGAACGACUCCGGUUUGAUACAAUUAAACCGAUCGGGUCUGAGCUAAAAUUGAAAACCCUACCCUCCGUAUCUAAGCAAUGUUAGUCUAUUCAGGCCUUUCAAUUGCAAAGGCCCAAUAGUAAAACAAGUUGGGCUUUAUUAGUAACCUUAUAAGAUUUUGUGUUUUUUUUUCUUACAGAACCUCAAGGUCAUGGAACCAAAGCUCCACUACACACAUGACACUGACCGGAGUUUCUGCCGCCGUUGGCCGUGUUCUCAGCCGCGACAAAACCAGCAAGCGUGUCCUCAACAAAUCCUCGACCCGACCCGAAAAAAACUCAGCGACCCACCAAAUCCUCGAGCAACUAGAACACGGUCACAUCUCCAAAGCCGUCUCUCUCCUCUUCCCUUCUCUAGAGCCAGUCUCACACUGGCUAUACGAGCGUCUUCUCCGCUCAUGCUCCUCGAAAUCACUCGUCGUGCAAGCCCGCAAAGUCGUCUCCCACCUGGUGACGUUCUCUCCCCUCCCCCCGAUCUUCCUACUCAACCGAGCCAUCGAAGCUUACGGGAGAAUCGGGUGCGUGAGCGAUGCGCGCGAGCUGUUCGAGCAAAUGCCUGAACGAGACGGCGGGUCUUGGAACGCGCUGAUCACUGCUUGCGGUAAGAACUACCUCCACGACGAGGUGUUUCGUGCGUUUGUUAGGAUGAGUAGAGAUGGGAUACGAGGGUCCGAGACGUCUUUCUCCGGCGUGUUGAAGUCGUGCGGUUUCGUCUUGGACUUGAGGUUGCUGAUGCAGCUUCAUUGCUCUGUGGUGAAGUAUGGAUACUCAGGGAAUGUUGAUUUGGGGACUUCGUUUGUUGAUGUUUACGGGAAGUGUGGGGCUAUGAGCGAUGCGAGGAGAGUGUUUGAUGAGAUUGAAAGCCCUAGUGAUGUUUCUUGGAACGUGGUUGUGAGGAGGUAUCUUGAGAUGGGGUUGAACGAUGAGGCGGUGGUGAUGUUCUUCAAGAUGCUAGAGUUGAAUGUUCGACCUUUGAAUCAUACAGUCUCUAGUGUGGUUUUAGCUUGUUCAAGAUCACUAACCCUCGAGGUGGGAAUGGUGAUCCACGCCAUUGCUCUCAAACUCAAAUUCUUGCCAGACACGAUUGUUUCUACCUCUAUCUUUGAUAUGUAUGUAAAAUGCGGGAGGCUGGAGAGUGCUCGUAGAGUAUUUGAUCAAACCGAGUCUAAAGACUUGAAGUUCUGGACUUCAGCUAUGUCAGGUUACGCGAUGAACGGUAUAACUAGAGACGCAAGGGAGCUCUUUGAUUUGAUGCCUGAGAGGAAUAUAAUCUCGUGGAACGCUAUGUUAGGUGGAUACGUGCGUGCUAGCGAAUGGGACGGGGCGCUAGAGUUUUUAUCCCUGAUGCGCAAGGAGGUGGAAGGUAUCGAUAACGUCACUCUCGUGUGGAUUCUGAAUGUCUGCUCAGGUGUUUCAGAUGUUCAAACGGGGAAGCAAGCUCACGGUUUCAUCUACAGGCAUGGUUACGAUGCGAAUUUGAUUGUAGCUAAUGCGGUUCUCGAUAUGUAUGGCAAAUGCGGCGCCUUUGGGAGCGCCAAUGCUUUGUUCUGUCAGAUGAGUGAGCUAAGAGACGAGGUUUCAUGGAACGCUUUGUUAACUGGCUUAGCUAGAGUCGGCAGGAGUGAGCAAGCCUUAUCUUUCUUCGAAGGGAUGCAGCUCGAGGCGAAACCUAGCAAGUACACAUUAGCAACACUCUUAGCGGGCUGUGCGAACGUUCCUGCUCUUGGUUUAGGCAAAGCAACUCAUGGUUUCUUGAUCAGAAACGGCUAUGAUGUUGAUGAUGUUCUACGCGGUGCUAUGGUUGACAUGUACUCCAAAUGCCGAUGUUUCGACUAUGCUAUCAAAGUAUUCGAAGAGGCGGCUGCUACAAGGGACUUGAUGCUGUGGAACUCUAUGAUCCGUGGAUGCUACCGUAACGGGAGAAGCAAAGAGGUGUUUGAGCUGUUCAUGGCUAUGGAAGAUGAAGGAGUUAAGCCUGACCAUGUCACCUUUUUGGGGAUCUUACGUGCUUGCAUACGCGAAGGACACGUGGAGCUCGGUUUUCAGUAUUUCAGUUCUAUGAGCACCAAGUAUUUUGUAUUGCCUCAGGUUGAGCAUUAUGAUUGUAUGGUUGAGCUUUACUGCAAGUAUGGGUGUUUGCGUCAGCUUGAGGAGUUUCUCCUGCUGAUGCCUUUUGAUCCACCUGUCCAAAUGUUGACAAGGAUAAAUGAUGCGAGCAAAAAGUACGGGUGGCGAAAGUUAGGAGAAUGGGCUGCUAAACGGCUUCAUGAAUGAUCACCACGAGGAGGAAAGAGAUUGUGUUUUGCAUAUGAGAAGAUUGCAGACGGAUCUGGUGUCUUUUGAAGACCAUGAAGAGGAAAGGUGAUGCAGGAGGUGAAACAAUUAGAGAGACAUCAUUAGUUUCUCUUGCCACUCCUAGAGUCCUUUUGCAGUUCCUUGAUGACAGAGAUACAAUCCCCCCCCCCCCCCCCUCCCCUGACCAUGCAACUUUCAUAAUGUAAGUUGUUCACUCUUAUAUAAGCUAUUAACCAAGAUUGAUCUCUGAGUUUUUGCAUUUUUUUGUUAUGAGAUUUGUCACACUUUUGUGCGUGUAUGUAAUCUCUGUUUUGUAAUUUUCAGAGUCUGAUAUUCAAAGAAGUCUGAUGUCUCCUGAGACUGAUAAUCUUUUUAUCAAAAAGAUCAGUGUGAUGUCAUUUUAUUUGAUAUGUAAAUGCAGAACCAUUUGUAAAUAGUAACUGAUGUCUUUUGGAUGAAUUCAAGAAUAGAAGUAUAUUAUUAUCAAUU
Molecule: messenger RNA, 3604 nt
Organism: Brassica rapa (field mustard)
Lineage: Eukaryota; Viridiplantae; Streptophyta; Magnoliopsida; Brassicales; Brassicaceae
Product: pentatricopeptide repeat-containing protein At3g26540
Biological process (GO): RNA modification
Molecular function (GO): protein binding; RNA binding
Source: RefSeq, a predicted model, not a curated record